Molecule: messenger RNA, 1297 nt
Organism: Melanaphis sacchari
Lineage: Eukaryota; Metazoa; Arthropoda; Insecta; Hemiptera; Aphididae
Exons: 6
Coding region: 375-1193 (272 amino acids)
Source: RefSeq, a predicted model, not a curated record
AUCACCGACCCAAAGCGUCCGAGUCUUUAGCGCCGUUGACUUAAAAUAGUCGUGUCGCAUACGACCCACCGUUAUUCUUCGGCUGUACGGAUUUCGCGUGACUGCGUAAAAGCUGGACGCGUAUUAGCGUAUCUAUAUGGUACAAUAAAUAAUAUCUCAUCGCGAUCACCGCAAUACUGCUACACGUAGAGACGACCGCAAUAAUAUCAGUCAAAUAUCGUCUACAUAACGACUGCAGUAAAAAUAUUAAUUAUCAUUAUAAUAAUUAUUAUCGUUAUUAUUAUUAUAGUUAUUGUUAUUACGAACGUACGCGGUCUCAGUCUCGAAAAACCUUCCGUCGUCACACGAAAAACAAUAACGCGAUUGUAGCAUACAUGGUUAAGAUGAACGAUAAGUACAUCGUAUUCGGUUGGUUUGUUGUCAUUUGGACGGUGGAAUCCUUCAUCUCACCGAAUAUUUUCGUUCACUCCGCCGACGGACCGGGCGAAUACCCGUACACAGAUCUAUGUUUUCGGGACGACCCAAAAAUAGACGUUUGCAUCCGCAAAAGAAUUAACGACGUGGUCGAAGAAUUUCAUAAAGGUAGUGACGAAUUUGGCUUACGUGAAUUUGAUCCAUUGCCCUUAGACAAUCCGUUAAAUUUUGAACAUAAUGCUCGAUUGAUUGGUGGAAAAAUUUCAGUAAAGAACAUGAUGACUGAAGGUUUAACAACAGUUAAAUUGUUAUCGCUCAGAUCAAAACUUCAAAACCCAAAUAAAAUGGAAGUGGGAUUCACUGCAAACUUCAAAAACUUAUUAAGCUCCGGUCAAUAUCAGUUCAAAGGAUAUUUGGGACGUAUGCCGAUAAACACCAACGGCCGAUACAACAUAACAUUCAAGAACGUUGAGACAAGUUACGUGUUGAAGGCUAAGCUGAAAGAAAUGAAAAACAGCACGUUCGUACAGCUCGAAAGUUUUCGCUCGAAUCCGCCGAAAUUCGGCGAAACUAAAAUCUUCGCCAGUGAUCUGGUGCCGGGAAACGCGGUGUUGAAUCGAAUAGCGUUAAGGUUUGCAAAUCAGUACGCGAUACAAAUAACUGACGAACUUUAUCCGGCCGUGGGACCUGUACUCGACAACAUUCAAAUGGACAUGUGCAACAAGAUGUUGUUAAUGUAUCCCUUCGAUGUUUUGCUUCCACCCACCAGAACGCAUUGAUGAUACAAUAAGGACUGUAAAUUUGUAGAAAACUAAAUUUUUUUUUUUGCUUUAGAGUAAAACUUAGGUUUAUCAAUACAAAUUUUGAGUUAUGUAACAAUUAA